UGCAACAAAUGGCUCUUUUCCUACUUUACAGCAAGCAAGAUGGCUCUUAAAGAAAAUGUCUCUGAAUAUCAAGCAAAACUGAUAAAGAAAAUCAUGCUUAUGUUUGGCUGCAUCCUGGUAUUAUUCGUUGAUGGGACAGAAGUUAGAGAGAUUGAUUUGUCAGGUUGUUCCCAUGUAAAACCUCAAGCAUGGUAUCGUGCGAUUAGUCAUGAGGAGUUUGUUUUACCUUGUGCUUUACCAGUCAAAGACGCUACCCACAUUUUUAAUCAGUCUCUUCUAAAACAACACGAGACAAAAUGGUUCUGGCAUCAGAAAGACAGAGAGCCACUGCAAGCUAUUACUGAGAACAGCCCUAACCUUAUUCUGAAAGGGAAUGUUCUCUGGUUUAAUCCAAUAGGGAUUAGUGCUUCUGGAAUCUACAUCUGUAUGAUACGGGGAAAAAUCCCAUGCCUCAAAAUGAUUCUGGAGGUUCAAACAAAGAGUGAGGCAAACUGUACAGAUUAUGGCACGAAUACACUGCAUCUUCUUGCUGGCAGUGGGAAUUCAAUAGUUUGCCCGGGGACAAAAUGUUACAGCCCUAUAAAAAAUCCAGAUGUAAAAUGGUACAAGGAUGGACGUAAAGUGAUGUUUCAAAACCAGAGACCAAGUCUAAAAUUUAACCACAAUGAAAUCUGCUUGAUUUCAACCUAUGACAAGGAUGCUGGAACGUAUGUGUGUGAUUACACUCUAGUUGACAACAAUACUGAAUGGACAGUGCGAACCAUAGUUACGGUAGAAGUUAUUGCAAAAAACACUAUCCAUCCACCAUACUUCUUGUAUCCCAGUGCUGUGAUGAUUCUUGAAGCAGAGCUCGGAGAGCCACUUGAAUUGAAAUGUGUUGUACAGUUUGGGUUUGAAAGAGGUUCUCUGCAGAAGGUAACAUGGAAAAGAGACAACGAAGAAAAUACAAACGAGAAAUUGGAACAGGAAACAAGUAUUCAUCCAAAUGGUUUAAAGGGCAGCAUACUUCAUCAUGUUGCUAAACUGAAAGAAGUUACUGAGAGAGACCUGAAGAGCAACUUCACGUGUUUUGCUCAGAAUGCUGUGGGGAACUCUACAGCUGUGAUCAGGCUAAAAAGAAAACAAGGAGUGUUUCUCUUAUAUGUGCUAUGCAGUGCUAUUUCAGCUCUAUUUGCAUUUCUUGUGUGCGUUGCCUUCGUUUACCAACACUGGAUUGAAAUAGUACUGAUAUACCGAAGUUAUCUGGUGAAGAACGAAACUGCAGAAGAUGGCAAAGAAUUUGAUGCAUUUGUGUCUUAUGCAAAACUAGACUGUUCUGAAAGUGAGUCUACAUUAAUUAGUGAGGAAGAAUUUGCCCUGGAACUGCUUCCAGACAUUCUGGAAAACAAAUACGGAUACAAGUUAUGCCUUCUUGAAAGAGAUAUUCUUCCAGGAGGAGCAUACACAGAUGACGUCGUAACAGCCAUUAGACAAAGUAGGCGAGUAAUAAUUAUUCUGAGUCCUGCCUACAUCAGUGGACCAAGCAUCUUUGAACUGCAGGCAGCAGUAAACUGUGCACUAGAAGACAAGAAAAUCAAACUACUUUUAGUAAAAUUCCAGGCUUUCCAAGAGCCAGAGACUUUACCUCCAGUAGUGAAGAAGGCUUUACGGAUUUUACCAGUCAUUACCUGGAAGUCUUCUAUUUCUGCAUCUCCAGACAAAAAGUUCUGGAAAUAUAUGCGAUAUCACAUGCCAGUGAAAGCUACUAAGAUGUUUGGAAAUUACAGCCUCAAGGGUUUUUUCCAAAGGUUACUUGGCCUGGCUUAUCAAUAA
This is a messenger RNA of Tinamus guttatus (white-throated tinamou), 1812 nucleotides long. It is a transcript of the gene IL18RAP, whose product is annotated as interleukin 18 receptor accessory protein. The record is from RefSeq and is a predicted model, not a curated record. Gene Ontology annotation, molecular function: interleukin-18 receptor activity; interleukin-1 receptor activity. Gene Ontology annotation, biological process: interleukin-18-mediated signaling pathway. NCBI's taxonomy places the organism in Eukaryota, Metazoa, Chordata, Aves, Tinamiformes, Tinamidae.